CAAAGCUUUGGGCAGAUGGGAACAUCAGUCAAGCCUCAUGAAUCCAAUCGCGUCAGUCAGAACCCAAAAAAAAAUUUACAAAACAAAAUCACGAAACGAAACAAAAUCCAUUUCGUGAUUUUCCAGAAUUUCCAACCUCUAAGAACCAAAUCUAAAAAAAAGAAGAGAAAGAACUAAAACUAGCUUUUGUUUAUCUUUUCGAGCACGACAACUUGUUGGGUUCAUAAUCUCCGAAUCUCGUGGGUACCCAUGAAUCAAAACAAUCACAAAGUUUCUUCUGUUUUUUUUUUUUUUUUUUGGUUGGAUAAAAAGGACUACUUUCUUUAAUAUUAAUGUUUUUUUUUCUAUUUCUUUUUUUUCCUCGGUUUGCUUUGUUUUGUUUUUCUUCCGGUUUUGUUUCGUUUCCUUCUGGGAUUGUCAAAAGAUGUUAAUUUUAAUCCAUCCGCUCCUACACUUUCUCUUUUCUUUGUUUCGAUGUUUUGUUUUGUUUGACCUGGUUGAGUUGGGUCUAUUUGUGACAGCAGGAAAACUGACACCCUCUUUAACAAAUACGAAUUUAAUUUAAUUUAAUUUUAUUCUCUCUCUGUUGAUUUUGCGGUGGGAGGGGAUUUUUAUUAGAGAGAUGUCCUUUCCGGUUUUGUGUGAUUUUUAAGAAGCCUAGGGUUUCUAUCUUACUUUACUCUUCUCUUACGACCUGGGUUUCGAUUUUGGGAGCUAAAUACCUGGUUCUUCUCUGUUACGUCGUCGUUUUUCUUCUUGAUUUCCUCAUCUGAGUUAUAGUUUUCUCUUGAUUUCCUCAUCUGAGUUAUAGUUUUCUCUUGAUUUCCCCAUCUGGGCCUUUGAUUUUUCUUUGUUUUCUCAUCUAGCUCUGUAAUUUUUCCUGUUCUGUCAUCUAGGUCUGUGAAUUUUUCCUGGUUCUCUCAUCUUCUCGGUUGUUUUGUCGACUUGGAUGAGAUUUCAGGUCUGAUUUGAGUGUUCUGGCGGGGUUUUCGUUCCUCCUUGUGCGUAUUCUUCCAGGGAAAAGAUUGUUUUAGGAUUAUCGACCUUGCCCGGUGGGGGUGGUUCUGAGAGAUGUUAUGCUUGGAAGGAUUGUGGCGGAUUUAGAGGUUUGGUUUGUUUGCUUGGUGGAAAUUGGGUUUUAUUUCGGGAGAAGCUUUUGAGGCUGGUCUUCUUUUAUUAUGGUGUAGUAAUGCGUCAGGGGUUUUGAUUUGGGACAGUUUUCUAGUUGCCAGGUCCGUGUUUGCAGCAAAUUUAAGCAAUUUUGUGGCGGAAGAAGUUCAUACCUUCUCUCUUUUCUGCUUCAUUUGAUUAUUUGGGUGGAGUGUUGAUUGUGAUGUAUGAAUGAUGUUUCAUGCUCAAGGUGCUUCAAAACAUACUUGUAGUCUCCUCGCAGUGUUCUGUGGAAAAAAUCCUGAUUAUAAACAGGAUAUCUCAGAUGAUCGACCAAGAUAUCCUUUUCCAGAGUUUGUUUCAGUGGGGCGUUUAGAGGUUCACACUCUAACUAAUCCAACUACAGAUGAGUUUCGGCGAGUUUUGGAGUCAUCAGAGCCAAAUUUUGUUUACUUGCAAGGAGAAAAGCUCUCAAAUGAGGAAGAAAUAGGUUCUCUGGUGUGGGGAGGUGUUGACUUGUCCAGUGCUGAAGUCUUGUGUGGACUAUUUGGUACUACAUUACCCACCACUGUUUAUCUGGAAGUCCCAAAUGGUGAAAAAUUGGCAGAGGCUCUUCAUUCUAAGGGAGUCCCUUAUGUGAUAUAUUGGAAGAAUACAUUUUCUAGUUAUGCAGCAUGCCAUUUUCGACAGGCAUUGCUAUCAGUGGUACAGAGUUCAUGUAGCCAUACAUGGGAUGCAUUCCAACUUGCCCAUGCAUCGUUUAGGCUCUAUUGUGUACGAAACAACCAUGUCUUGCCAACCAACAGCCACAAGGUUAGUAGUAAGGUGGGGCCACGCCUACUAGGUGAACCCCCAAAGAUUAAUAUUGCUCCACCUGAGAAGGAGGCUGAGGAAGAAGAUGAAGAAGGUUCAUCCGGCUCUCUCCCAGCGAUAAAAAUAUAUGAUGAUGAUGUGAACAUGAGGUUUCUUGUUUGUGGAGUGCCAUGCACAUUGGAUGCAUUCUUGUUGGGAUCUUUGGAAGAUGGCUUAAAUGCCAUCUUAAGCAUUGAAAUACGUGGGAGUAAGCUUCAUAAUCGUGUUAGUGCUCCGCCGCCUCCUCUUCAGGCAGGGACAUUUUCCCGUGGUGUUGUAACUAUGCGUUGUGAUUUAUCUACUUGUAGUUCAGCCCACAUUUCUCUUUUAGUGUCUGGUAGUGCACAGACUUGUUUUGAUGACCAGCUUCUGGAGAAUCAUAUAAAAAAUGAACUUAUUGAGAAGAGCCAGCUAGUCCAUGCAUUGCCCAGCUGUGAGGAAAACAAACAACCACUGUCAGAGCCUCGAAAAUCAGCUUCAAUAGCUUGUGGGGCCACUGUAUUUGAAGUUUGCAUGAAGGUCCCAACAUGGGCUUCACAGGUACUGAGGCAGUUAGCACCAGAAGUUUCUUACCGUAGUUUGGUGACACUUGGCAUUGCUAGCAUUCAGGGAUCAUCAGUUGCUUCUUUUGAGAAAGAUGAUGCUGAACGCCUCCUUUUCUUCUGUACUAGGAAGGGGAAGGAUAUUGUUCCAAACAACACCAUGGUCAAUCCUCCUAUCUGGUUAAGACCACCUGCUCCUAGCCGAAAGAGAUCUGAGCCAUUUCAAGAUAUUAAAUAUACAUGCAGUAGUGACAUGGUGGGGGAAAAUGGCAAUUCUGUCAGGCAAGUAGAUCAAGAUGGCAAUAAGGAAAUUAAAUCAAUAGAUGAGCCUACCAUGCCCUUAAUACCCUUAAGACAGAAAGUAAAAGUUGCUGCUAUGAGGCCUAUCCCUCAUACUCGUCAGCAAAAGAUGCUUCCCUUUUCAGGUGUUGCUGAUGCAGAUGGACAUGAUGGAGGCCAGGCAAAGGCCAACUUACCAAUCAUCCCUUCAACAAAGCMAAGUAUUGUGCCAACACCUAUCAUACAUCGAAAAUCAAUGUCAAGCUCCUUUCAAGCUCAGCAGAUUAUUUCUUUGAACCCCCUGCCUUUGAAGAAACAUGGUUGUGGCAGAUCUCCCAUCCAGGUUUGCUCUGAGGAGGAAUUUCUGAGGGAUGUGAUGCAGUUUCUAAUCCUUAGAGGGCAUAGCCGUCUUGUCCCUCAAGGUGGAUUAGCUGAAUUCCCUGAUGCCAUACUAAAUGCAAAGCGUCUUGACCUCUACAAUUUGUAUAGGGAGGUGGUUUCUAGGGGAGGCUUUCAUGUUGGGAAUGGCAUUAACUGGAAAGGCCAGGUUUUCUCAAAGAUGCGAAAUCACACAAUGACCAACAGAAUGACUGGUGUUGGGAACACUCUAAAAAGACAUUAUGAAACUUACCUUCUAGAGUAUGAAUUGGCCCAUGAUGAUGUGGAUGGUGAAUGCUGCUUGUUAUGUCACAGUAGCGCAGCAGGCGAUUGGGUAAAUUGUGGAAUAUGUGGUGAGUGGGCGCAUUUUGGCUGUGAUAGACGGCAGGGCCUUGGUGCCUUUAAGGACUACGCAAAAACGGAUGGGUUGGAGUACAUUUGUCCUCACUGCAGCAUAUCGAAUUUCAAGAGGAAAUCACUGAAAACUGCUAAUGGGUUUUCAAAGGCGUUGACAGCUUCAUAGCCCGUUAAUCCCGUUUCCCUCUUUUUAUGUGUUUCUCCAAUCUCCACCCAUCCCCUUCGUGGCUCUUCUUUCUUGAUCCUAGAAAGCAAUCAAAAAAAGGCCACAGAAGGGUGGGUUUAUAUCAUCAUUGUUUCCCCAUAAUUGUUCCAUAAAUAGCAGUUUAAGCAAAAAAAAAAUAGUCCCAAUUUUCAUGUGACAUAGUUAGAAGAGAUGACAGUGUUCAAAGAAAGAAAAUGUAUUAUACCUUUUUUCUUUUAUUUAAUUCUGUUGGAGGUAGUAGUUUGUUGGCAAUGGAGGAUUAGUCUAUUUCUAUUUUCUACYGAGUGAAGGUUCGGUUUUCUCA
Molecule: messenger RNA, 4027 nt
Organism: Nelumbo nucifera (sacred lotus)
Lineage: Eukaryota; Viridiplantae; Streptophyta; Magnoliopsida; Proteales; Nelumbonaceae
Product: ARID/BRIGHT DNA-binding domain-containing protein
Molecular function (GO): DNA binding
Source: RefSeq, a predicted model, not a curated record